CCACCAUGUCACAACCAGUCUGGCUCAUCACCGGCGCUUCCACAGGCCUCGGCCUCAGCCUCUGCUUGCGCGUCCUCCGCGCUGGCCACACCGUCAUCGGCUCCGUUCGCAACAAGACUAAAUCGGCAGCAAGCGUGCAAAAGAUUGAGCAGGCCGGCGGCUCCGUCAUUGAAAUGGACAUGACCGAGUCCAAGGCCAGCAUCACAGCCAAGAUCCAGGCCCUCGGGCGCAUCGACUACCUCGUUAAUAAUGCUGGAUACUCCAUCCUGGCGCCCUGCGAAUACAUUUCAGAUACGGAUGCCACUUUACAAAUGAAUACCAACUACUUUGGGCCGCUGUACGCCAUGCAGGCCGUACUUCCGGGCAUGAGAGCGCAAAAGUCUGGUACCAUUGUCAACGUCUCUAGUGUGGCUGCGCAGGAUCCCAAACCUGCGUGUUCGUUAUAUUGUGCAUCGAAGGCUGCUUUGGAGGCUACAUCAGAGUCUCUGGCUAUAGAAGUUGCUCCACACGGCAUCAAUAUUCUCAUUGUUGAGCCUGGAGGCUUCCGCACCGACUUUGUCAACGGCUUGGCUGCAGCAAGCCCUGAUCCCUCGACUGUCCCAGCCCACUACGAAAACCCCGUUGGAGCCACCAUGAAGGCAUUCCUCGCGUACCACGGCAAACAGGUGGGCGAUCCCGACAAGGCCGUUGAGCGCAUCUUUGAGGCAGCAUCUGGAGAAGGGCUAGCUGGCUCUCUCAAAGGCAAAGUACUGCGCCUCGUACUUGGAAGUGACGCCAUGGCACGCAUUCGCAACAACACAAGCAAAUACGUCUCCGAGCUGGACUUGCAAAACGAGACAUCUAAAAGCACUGAUGUUACUGAAUAAUGAACUGAAUUCCAAUAUUACUUUCUAAACUGCUUUAAACAGCUCUUCAUGUCUCAGCGCCAAACAGAGUAUCAUGCCGCGUCAUGAUACGUCCAAAGCAAGUAGCGCAUCGUGUAUUUUCCAUCACCACCAAACAUGGAAUCAUCUUGCACUAGCUCGCGCAGCACCGUGAAUCCCAUCUUUUCGUACAAUCGGAAACCAGGCUUGCAAGCCAAGAUGUACAUGUCCAGCUUCAAAUCUGCUGCACAUUCCAUCACUUUUUUGAGAAGAAGCGUGCCGAUGCCUUUACCCUGUUGGUCUGGGUGAAUAGCGAGGUAAUCAAGAUCUAUAACGGGCGUUAGUCAAGCUUGGAGUAUUCGUCGUGCAGCCAACAUACUUAUGUACGGCGUAGUGAGCGAGGCCUUCACCUCCUUGUUCAGACCUUGGAUUUUUUCGUCUAUCGCAUCCGUAUCACUUCCUGGAUUAAACGAGGUUGCUUCCACCGCUUUUUCAAUCUCUGCAUUUUCUUUAUCCGUCACUGUUGGCCCCAGAAACUCAGGCCACACAAGAUUACCAGCGUCGUCUUUUGCCCGUUCCGCAGGGAUAAGCCAACGAGCAUAUCCCACAACAUUCCCCGCCUCAUCAACAGCCUUCAUAUGCCGCUGUAUCUUGUGAUCCGCUAGAAGCCUCCGAGCAUAUCUUACUCCUUGUACCUUAAUAUGCUCCUCCAAUGUCGUGUGCUUCCAGGUAAGUGCCCAUGUUUUGUCCUGCCAAAAGGCAGGCAUGUUGUUUCUGGCUAACGCGGGCGCAUCUGCCAACGUGCAAGGUUCCAGCGUGUAUUGAACCAUCGUGUUUAUCCUUAUUCCGUACAAUCUAUCUAUAUUUGUUAAAAGAAGAAGAGAGCUCAGAGCCGCGCUGUUCACGUCAACGUGGCCGAUGACGACGAUCCCCGCUUAGCCGAGUUUGGAAAUGCCCCGAGCCUUAGUCUUCAUUAAGCCACGGCACCACGGGCGGUCUUUUGGCAAGGCCUCGUAGAAAGCGUUCGGGUAGAUGCCAGAGUUCUUUGUCUAGAAUCUCGUGUGAAUAGUUCAAGUAGUUGACACAAAAGACCGUCCACACUAAUGACUGUGAACGAAACGCACCGAGAGCCGGAAGAAAUGGGUCAUUCGCCUUUGCUGCUUCAAUUGCGUGGUCUACGCCUUCAUUAUCAAGGGUGAUUAGUUGGCAUUGGUCGAAAUCGAUAACCCAAAACUGCGUUGUUCGGAUUUGGGCAAAAGCAAAUCGUGAGCCACCCAGAACAAACUCGACUCCGCGUGCAUCUACCAUUGCCUCCCAAUGAAGAACGGCCAUGGCAUAGGCCAUGC
Molecule: messenger RNA, 2209 nt
Organism: [Torrubiella] hemipterigena
Lineage: Eukaryota; Fungi; Ascomycota; Sordariomycetes; Hypocreales; Clavicipitaceae
Source: the annotation of a GenBank genome assembly